This is a messenger RNA of Arvicola amphibius (Eurasian water vole), 1476 nucleotides long. It is a transcript of the gene Tmem200a, whose product is annotated as transmembrane protein 200A. NCBI's taxonomy places the organism in Eukaryota, Metazoa, Chordata, Mammalia, Rodentia, Cricetidae. The transcript has a single exon. The record is from RefSeq and is a predicted model, not a curated record. The coding region runs from base 1 to 1476 and encodes 491 amino acids.
AUGAUAGCCACUGGGGGAGUCAUCACCGGUCUGGCGGCCCUGAAGCGGCAGGACUCCGCCAGGUCCCAGCAACAUGUCAACCUCAGCCCAGCGCCUGCUGCUCAGGACCAGAAACCAGUCCGCAGGCGCCCGCGAGCUGACGUCGUGGUGGUUCGUGGGAAAAUCCGGCUUUAUUCUCCAUCCGGCUUUUUCCUCAUUCUUGGAGUGCUGGUGUCCAUCAUAGGGAUCGCCAUGGCAGUCCUUGGCUAUUGGCCCCAGAAGGAGCAUUUCAUCGACGCGGAGACCACGCUGUCCACCAAUGAGACACAGGUGGUUCGGAACCAGGGCGGUGUGGUGGUGCGCUUCUUUGAGCGGCAUCUACACUCUGACAAGAUGAAGAUGCUUGGCCCAUUCACCAUGGGCAUCGGCAUCUUCAUUUUCAUCUGUGCCAACGCCAUCCUUCACGAGAACCGCGACAAAGAAACCAAAAUCAUCCACAUGAGGGAUAUCUACUCCACAGUCAUUGACAUCCACACACUGAGACUCAAGGAGCAGAAGCAGGCCAACGGCCUGUAUGCGGGCUUGCUGGGAGACGCGGAAGUGAAGCAGAACGGCAGCCCCUGUGCAUCCAGGCUGGCAGCCACCACGUUGGCCUCCUUCUCAGGGAUGCGGAACAGCUUUCGUGUGGACAGCUCGGUGGAGGAGGACGAGCUGAUGUUGAGUGAAAGUAAGACCCCGGGGCACCUCAUGCCGCCUCUGCUAUCUGACAGCGCAGUCUCUGUCUUUGGCCUUUAUCCACCUCCAUCUAAGACCACCGAGGACAAGACCAGCAGCUCCAAGAAGUGUGACACCAAAUCGAUUGUCUCAUCAUCCAUCAGUGCUUUUACGCUGCCUGUGAUCAAACUUAAUAACUGUGUCAUUGAUGAACCCAGUAUAGAUAGCAUCACGGAGGUGGCAGACAACCUCAAAAGCAGGUCCAGGAAUCUUUCAAUGGAUUCUCUGAUGGUUCCAAUGCCCAGCACUGGUGAGUCCUUCCAACCCUCCAGCACAUUACUCCCAAGGAACAAUUCAGUUGGGGAGUCCCUGUCGAGUCAAUACAAGUCCUCUGUGGCCCUGGGACCCGGGACUGGGCAGCUCUUAUCUCCUGGAGCUGCCAGAAGACAGUUUGGAUCCAAUACAUCCUUACAUUUCCUCUCCUCUCACUCCAAAUCCCUAGACUUAGACCGGGGGCCCUCCACACUCACAGUGCAGGCAGAACAAAGGAAACACCCGAGUUGGCCUCGGUUGGAUCGAAGUAACAGCAAAGGGUAUAUGAAACUGGAGAACAAGGAGGACCCAAUGGAUCGGUUGCUGGUUCCCCAAACAGCGAUCAAAAAAGACUUUACUAACAAAGAGAAACUUCUUAUGAUAUCAAGAUCCCAUAACAACUUGAGCUUUGAACAUGAUGAGUUUUUGAGUAACAACUUGAAGCGGGGAACUUCUGAAACAAGGUUUUAG